Galleria mellonella (greater wax moth) is the source of this 2107-nucleotide messenger RNA. RefSeq lists its product as uncharacterized. The transcript has 4 exons. Gene Ontology annotation, cellular component: sarcoglycan complex; sarcolemma. Bases 107 to 1108 code for a protein of 333 amino acids. The record is from RefSeq and is a predicted model, not a curated record. Gene Ontology annotation, biological process: muscle organ development. NCBI's taxonomy places the organism in Eukaryota, Metazoa, Arthropoda, Insecta, Lepidoptera, Pyralidae.
CGCUCAAUAAUUUGAUUGACUUGAAUUGUCAGUAUUGUGAAAACAUCGAGCUAUUUUUAAAUUUAUGCUUUCCUAUAGAAAACCGGAAUAAAGAAUAUAGUGCGAAAUGCUGAACGGCCUUCGCGGAGUGUCCCCAUCAUCGGAAACGAUGUCGGAAAGCACUUUGGAGAGAAACCGCGCGGAGAAAGCGCUUUUAACUAAAACAUCAGCACAGAGUCAAGUGUUCGGCAAAUCGUCGGUUCUCAAGAAUUAUUCCGAUAAAAAUGGGAACGAUGUCACCAAAUCGGUACACAAGGGGAGGAAGACUUUCGCCUUCUGGACGCUGGUUGUGUUAUUGUUUGCUCUCGCCAUUGGAAACUUGAUACUAAUCUUCACGAUUUUAGCCGUCCUCAGACUGGGACAUGGUAUGGAGAGCAUGGAAUUCCUUCCUGAACAUAAUGCAAUAAAAUUCUUCGGCGCCACUGAUCUGGAGCACGUGUACAAGAGGGACGGACUGCUGGAGAGCUACAAGGACACUCCAAUGUCUAUAACUAGCGAGAACGGAUCAGUUCUGUUCAAUUUGCAGACCAGGCUGUCCCGCUCUGACACCAAGCUCACGGUGAACACGUCGGGCGUGUUCGUGCGCGGGGUCAACGCCCUCCACCUGCUGGACCCUGACUCCGGGGAGACAGUGUUCAGCACCGGCGCUACGCAAAUGAAUCUACCAGACGGCGUCAACAAUUUACAUGCUAAACAACUGUCAACAAAACGGAUAACGUCUCCGGUGGACGAGGACCUGCUCCUCAGGUCGAACACGUCGGCACACCUCCGCGGCGCGGAAGGCACACGUAUGGAGUCCAAGGAGCUACUAUGGAAGGCUGAUCAGGAUAUCUACCUGAAGUCAAUCAACGGCUCUGUGGUACUCAGCGGCAAGGAGGGAGUGUUUGUAGACGUGAGAUAUUUACCAAUAGCGUUGCCGGUGAAUAAAACCGAUAAAUCGUCAACGGGACAGUUCAAAGUGUGCGUUUGUAUGCCGCAAGGCAAGCUGUUCAGGAUAGCAGUGCCCACCGGACAGAAGGUGUCGUGUUCACAUAUAAAUAUGACGGCGGAUUUGAAUCCCUGUCUAUAAUUUUUUAUUAUUAUAUUUAAUCAUUAAUAAAUAGUAUAAAUUAGGCGUGAGUAAUAUAUAGCAAUGGGGGAAUACAGGUCUACCUCCUCGCGGUUCCCCCUGGUAACUAUCAUGGUUAAUUCCUGAUGAAUUCAUCAUGAUGGGCUAACUGGCCUGUUUUCAUUCUCAUCUAUCACCCUUCACUGGUGCUCCGCCAGCGUAUUCCGUUAGCGCAGGCGGGGUUACCAUACCAUUUUCACCCAUAACAUACAACGUUAUAAUAAAUGUAUUUAACCCGACUCCAGAUAUUGGAUCGGUAUCCAUAUCACCCAUGCCUGGUAUAAAUAUGAAAGUAACUUUAUUAUAUGGUUGAAUAAUAUACAUAUAGCAAUUCCUAUAUAUUGUAAAUAUUUCACUGAAUUAGGUGUUAUCCUGCCUAAGUCCAUAUAACUGGUUAUUUGUUUAGAAUUAUUUUGUUUAAUUCCGCUACCAUUAGUAUGUGUGUGACUGCCAACACUUGGGUUAAUUGUUUAGAAUGAUUUUGUUUAAUUCCGCUACAAUUAGUAUGUGUGUGACUGCCAACACUCGGGUUAUUUGUUUAGAAUUAUUUUGUUUAAUUCCGCUACAAUUAGUAUGUGUGUGACUGCCAACACUUGGGUUAAUUGUUUAGAAUUAUUUUGUUUAAUUCCGCUACAAUUAGUAUGUGUGUGACUGCCAACACUCGGGUUAUUUGUUUAGAAUUAUUUUGUUUAAUUCCGCUACAAUUAGUAUGUGUGUGACUGCCAACACUCGGGUUAUUUGUUUAAUAUUAUUUUGUUUAAUUCCGCUACAAUUAGUAUGUGUAUGACUGGCAACACUCGGGUUAUUUGUUUAAAAUUAUUUUGUUUAAUUCCGCUACAAUUAGUAUGUGUAUGACUGGCAACACUCGAAGAUUCACCACCACUAUUACUAUCAGAAGUUUCAGAUUAAAAAAAUAGGUUAUAGAUCCUUUACUAGUAAUUUUUCUCAAGGUACCUAUUU